This is a messenger RNA of Pogoniulus pusillus (Red-fronted tinkerbird), 6368 nucleotides long. RefSeq names its product neuropilin 2 (gene NRP2). The transcript has 17 exons. Gene Ontology annotation, biological process: vascular endothelial growth factor signaling pathway; axon guidance; angiogenesis. Gene Ontology annotation, molecular function: semaphorin receptor activity; vascular endothelial growth factor receptor activity. The coding region runs from base 325 to 3156 and encodes 943 amino acids. Gene Ontology annotation, cellular component: postsynaptic membrane; plasma membrane; axon. The record is from RefSeq and is a predicted model, not a curated record. NCBI's taxonomy places the organism in Eukaryota, Metazoa, Chordata, Aves, Piciformes, Lybiidae.
AGGCUGCGAGGCGCCGGCGGGGAGAGACAGGAGGCACAGACGGCGCCCCAGGUCGCACUGCUGCCGCCGCGCCCCGAGGAAUGCCGAGGCGCCAGCCCCGUGGGUCGCCCUAGGGAGAGGCGCUCCUCCGGUACCGCCCGCCUCGCUGCCCGCGCCCGGGGGAGGCCACCGCCCCCCCGCUGAGCUCCGCCGGAGCCGAUUGCGAGUGGGGCGCCCACGCGGGGCGAAGCCCGGCCCCGCAGCCUCCGGUGAUUUUUUUUUUGUUGGUUGUUUUUGGGGUUUUGGUGUGUGUUGUUGGUUUGUUUUUUUAAUUUCUUGCGAAGGAUGGAUACCUUUCUUCUCGCCUGGGGAUUUCUAGCGCUGUGCUUGCCCGGCUCCGGGGGGACGGCGGAGACAGCUCAGCCGUGUGGUGGCCGCCUGAACUCCAAGGACGCUGGGUACAUCACCUCCCCAGGGUACCCUAAUGACUACCCCUCCCACCAGAACUGUGAGUGGGUUAUCUACACUCCUGAAUCCAACCAGAAGAUUAUCCUCAACUUCAAUCCACACUUUGAAAUUGAAAAGCACGACUGCAAGUAUGACUACAUCGAGAUCCGAGAUGGGGACAGUGAAGCGGCAGACCUGCUGGGCAAGCACUGUGGGAACAUUGCACCUCCUACCAUUAUCUCUUCUGGCCCCUCUCUUUAUAUUAAGUUCACCUCGGACUACGCACGGCAAGGCGCUGGCUUCUCCCUGCGCUACGAGAUCUACAAGACUGGCUCUGAGGACUGCUCCAGAAACUUCACAGGCUCCAAUGGCACCAUCGAGUCCCCAGGUUUCCCUGACAAGUAUCCACAUAACCUGGACUGCGUCUUCUCCAUCAUAGCCAAGCCAAAGACAGAAAUCCUCCUCCACUUCCUGCUCUUUGACCUUGAGCACGACCCGCUGCAGGCAGGGGAAGGAGACUGCAAGUACGACUGGCUGGACAUCUGGGAUGGCAUCCCUCAAGUUGGCCCCUUGAUAGGCAGGUACUGUGGCACCAAGAUGCCCUCAGACAUCCGCUCAACCACCGGCGUCCUCUCACUCACCUUCCACACAGACUUGGCAGUGGCUAAAGAUGGUUUCUCAGCCCAGUACUACUUGAUCCAUCAGGAAGUCCCAGAAAACUUCCAGUGCAACAUACCUCUAGGGAUGGAGUCUGGCAAGAUCUCCAACAUGCAGAUCAGUGCCUCCUCCACCUACUCAGAUGGGCGAUGGACUCCUCAACAGAGCCGACUCAACAGUGAUGACAACGGCUGGACUCCCAAUGUAGACAGCAACAAAGAGUAUCUCCAGGUGGACCUCCACUUCCUGACUGUACUCACAGCCAUUGCCACACAGGGUGCCAUCUCCAGAGAAACCCAGAAUGGCUACUAUGUCCGUACCUACAAGCUGGAGGUCAGCACCAAUGGGGAGGACUGGAUGAUGUACCGACAUGGGAAAAACCACAAGACAUUUCAGGCCAAUGAGGAUGCUACAGAGGUGGUUCUCAACAAGAUCCACAGCCCAGUGCUCACACGCUUUGUGCGAAUCCGUCCGCAGAGCUGGCACAACGGCAUCGCCCUGCGGCUGGAGUUGUAUGGCUGCCGUAUCACCGAUGCGCCCUGCUCCAACUUGCUGGGAAUGCUUUCUGGCCUCAUCCCUGACUCGCAGAUCUCAGCCUCUUCCAUCAGAGGCUACGACUGGUCUCCCAGCAUGGCCCGCCUGGUGAGCAGCCGCUCGGGCUGGUUUCCCCGCAUCCCCCAAGCCCAGCCUGGGGAGGAGUGGCUGCAGGUGGACCUUGGCAUCCCGAAGAAUAUAAAAGGUGUCAUUAUCCAGGGAGCUCGUGGCGGGGACAGUGUGACCACCACUGAGUCCCGCUCCUUUGUGAAGAAAUUUAAGGUGGCUUACAGCAUGAAUGGAAAGGACUGGGAGUUCAUCCAGGAUCCCAAAACAAUGCAACCCAAGCUUUUUGAAGGCAACAUCCACUAUGAUAUCCCUGAAGUCCGGAGGUUUGACCCUGUUCCUGCUCAGUACAUCCGAGUGCACCCAGAGAGGUGGUCCCCAGCAGGAAUAGGAAUGCGCCUGGAGGUGCUAGGCUGCGACUGGACAGAUGUAAAGCCCACUGCAGAGACACUGAUGCCCACUUUGAAGAGCGAGGAGACCACUACUCCAUACCCAACUGAUGAAGAAGCAACUGAGUGUGGUGAUGGCUGUGGAGAAGAGGAGGAUUUCCACCUCCCUGCAAACUUCAACUGCAACUUUGAUCUCCCCGAAGACCUCUGUGGUUGGUCACAUGAUUUUGGAACAGGUUAUACGUGGUCUUUUCAGCCUACUAGCACAUGGAUUGGCAACUCUGAACUAAGCCCUGAGACCGUGCCUGACAGCAAAAGUUACCUGCAGCUGCGAAGCAAUGGAAGGAGGGAAGGUCAGCGAGCCCGACUCAUUAGCCCCACCAUCUAUCUGCCCCGGAGUGCUGUCUGCAUGGUCUUCCAGUACCAGGUGUGGGGCAGCAAUGGGGUGAUGCUGCGGGUCUGGCGGGAAGCCAGCCAAGAGCACAAGGCACUGUGGGUCAUCACAGAGGACCAAGGGGAGGAGUGGAGGGAAGGCCGCAUCAUCUUGCCCAGCUACGACAUGGAAUACCGGAUUGUGUUUGAGGGAUUCAUACGGAGCAGCCACUCAGGAGAGCUCGCCCUCGACGACAUCCGGCUAGGCACCGACAUCCCGCUGGAGAACUGCAUGGAACCCAUCACAGCUUUCCCAGGUGAGAACUUCUACUUUCCAGUGAACUUCCCAAGAAUGGAGGAUGACUUUCCCGUCUCUGAGCAGGACUUUGAAGACAACGGUGAUACAGAUUACUUUGGAUCGGAUAGGAACGACACACUGUUCUCUACUAACUCUCCAGGAACUCCGAGGCUGGACAAAGAAAAAAGCUGGCUGUACACCCUGGAUCCCAUCCUGGUGACCAUCAUAGCAAUGAGCUCCCUUGGUGUUCUCCUCGGAGCCAUCUGUGCUGGCCUGCUCCUCUACUGCACGUGCUCAUAUGCUGGGCUGUCCUCACGGAGCUCCACCACGCUGGAGAACUACAACUUCGAGCUGUAUGAUGGCAUCAAGCACAAGGUCAAGAUGAACCACCAGAAGUGCUGUUCAGAGGCCUGAUGGGUACCCUGGGGAUCACACUUGGUGUUGUACCCAGUGAGGUGGGCUGGCAAGGGGGUACUUUUUUUGCUGUUUUCUAUGAGAACUGAAUGCCAUAAUGGGGAACAAGGGGUGCAGGAGGAGUGAGGGGGAGGUGCUGCUCCUGCCACCAGGUCCCGCUGGCAGGUUGCGCUUCGCCAGGACCAAGUGCGCUUCCCCACAAACCGGACUGUGCCGGGCGAGGGGGGACUGAGCCCCUUGUUUGUUGGUUCACCUUCAUUUGUUGCUGAUGCGAAUGGCCAGGACGUGGUGAGGGAGACUGGUUUACCUUUUGGAUGUGAGAAACUACAUGUGGAUUGUUAUUUCCCACCUCCUCUCUCUGGUGAGUCGCUGAGAAGGCUGAGGGAUUUCUUCUGCCUCCCUGUCUUUAGGAAUAACAUAAACACACACACACAGACCCUGACCACUCUAUACCCCAUCCAGAUAUCAUUUUGGCUGUAGGGAUUUGUGCACAUCAUGCUAAAUCCAGCAAGCUGCAGUUUCCAGUUCUGAAAAUGGAAGCGUGUUGUUACCUUCACCCUUCCAUCUCUUGGUAGGGUGGAAAGGUGGGAUACUGGCUUUAGUGUCGAUGGUAACAGUGCUUUCUGAAGUCAUUAAGAACUAAAUAGAAAGGAAACCCUGUGUGUUGAAGCACCUCUUUGAGAGAAGCUGAAGAGCCUUAAAGUGAUUUGUGAAUAAGAGCCAUUUAUUAAAUCCAGAUCUUGGAUUGCAACAGCUGAGGCCUUCAUCAGGAAGGCUUUUGAAUCUCCCACCCCUCUUGAUCCUGCCCUUUUCUUUUUGCUAUAAUGAGAAAAUUGCAGCAAACGAAAGACAGAGCCUGUCAGGCUGCCCACACUCAGGCAAUGGCUUUGGGAAGGGGGCUUCACUCGGGGUUUAACAUGAGGCUUAGUGUUGAGGCCUCUGUGAAGUGCCAGGGAGGGAAGAUAAGCAGGGAAACAGACUGGAGCCAUGCUGGGAGCCUGGCCACAGCACCUGACACACUCCCCCACCUUUGCCACGCUCCCCUUCGCCCUGGAGCUGGGGGGGUGCACGCUGGUGGGGUCAGCACUGCGGGACCAAACAGCAGCUGCCACAUCCCCUCAGGAGCAAAGCUGUGCUGCUCCCAGUCAGUAGCAAAAACCUGAAGUUUUAUUUAUGAGCUGUGUUUUGUUUUACUUUGAACAAGUGCCUUAGAAGAAGUAUUUUUCCUCCAUCUGAUGAUCAGUGCUGUAUCAGACAAGUGAGGCCUUCAUCCUUUCCCCAGCAAUUCCCCAGCAAAACACUCUUCUUCACCGCUCUCUACUGGGUAGUACCUGGCUGAAAAAGUCUGGUUCUUUUGCUUUCAAGUGGUCUGGCUACAUCAGCUGGAAGCUGAUACCUCUCCACUUACUGUGGGCUGUGGGAGAGGAGUGUUAUGAAAACAGUUUAAUGGUGAAAAAGUUCAAAUGCUGGGCCCUGAACCAAUGCUUUCAUUUCCAGUUCAGUCCAGCCGUAUCGCCUCUAUCAGCCUGUGCUUACACAAGUGAGAAACCUUUCCAGCACCUUGGGUUUGCUUUUCCAGGGGCAAUUUGGAAAUACCUGACAUGUCCUGAUUUUACGUUUUGUUUGGGUUGGGGAUGGAUUUUUUUUCCCCCCCUCACUAACCACAGAGCGCCAAAGGUGUGAUGUGCUGUAAAGCUCAGUUUGCACAAUCCCUGCAAACAUAUCCUGCAGGAGGCCAGGUGUUUGGGGAGACAAGCAACAUCUGGAGAGAAGAUGAGCGUGGACAGUGCUACCGCUGCUCCUCAGUGCAGUGGGAAUAGGAGUGUUUGGCUGGUGUUGCAUGAGGAGCUCCAUCAGACAGUAGGUUUUUAGGAGGAAAAAAAAAAGAAGAGCUGGCUGUAAGAAAGAGGCUUCUGUUACUGGGGCAGCAGGUACCAGCAGCUAUGCCAUCAAAACACCCACGGUUCGUACACGCACACACAGAGACACGCACGCAAAGGCCUUCGUUCCUGUAAUUCACACUGUGUGCCCGACAGAAACAGCAGUAAACAGAUCUCAGAUUCUCUUUUCAAAUCACCUUAUUUCUUUUGGCGUUCUUCAUGGACAGAUUCCACAGGGGUGUUAUUUUACUGUACAAAAGAAACAGAGGCAGUAAGAGGAUAUGUGCCAGACCGUUUCAAAGCUGGAUUGCUGCUGCUGCUGCUGCUGCUGCUCGAUGAUUUUUAUCCCCUUCAAAUCACAGGAGAGGGGAAGGAUGAAUGGAAAAGGACCAUACAGUAGAAAAGUCGACUUAGGUAAAUAAUAGGUGAGACUCUGUAAUUAAAAAGGUGACGUUCUGGUGUCUAGUAGGCGUACAGAGAGCAGAGUUCGUCUAUACAUAUAUUCAGAAUUAGUGUGUUUGCACACGCUCGUGAAUUCUCUGUGUGUAUCGUGUCUGUGACUUAUUCCGUGGGACUGACUUGUGUUAAUAUAUCUCUUGAUCUGGGGCAGGAGAGUACUGCUGAUCUUGGCACUAACGUGGCAUGGGCCCAGUGAAGCGGCUGCCCUGCGUCUCCUGCUUGCCCCUUCCAGGUGGGUCAGGGCCCAGGCGUGUGCGCUUGCCGGGCAGGAGCAGGCAAAUAAUGCUGCAAAGCUGGGCAGGAGCAGGCCAAUAAUGCUGCAAAGCUGAUACCUCACUUACCUCUGCUGGGUGCUUUACUGUUCUACAGAAUACUGUGUUUGAUUGUAUCUUCAACAGGGAAAAAACAACAACAACAACAUCAACAAAAGUUGUCAGUGCAUUCGAUUCAUUGCAUCCCCCUCUGCAAAUAGAUCAGGUUUUCUCAUUGCAGUUCCCUCUGUGAAAUUCAGACUCAAAAAGAAAUUGGUGUCAAUGCCUUUGCUGAAACGGGCUGUUGCCUCCACAGCCUUGCCAUGGCAAGGAGGUGUUGCUAACGGGUGGGCUGUACUGCUGGCUGAGUUCGUUUUGCGGGAAGGUGCUGGGGAUGAGCAUGGGAAUUAAACCAUUAGGAAAUUAUAUGCAGAAAUGGAACUUCUCCAAGGUUUGCAGUUCAAGGUAUUUGACCAUUCACUGGCUGAGCCAGGAAUUAUGGACUUAAAAGAGCUUUUACUGUGAUUCUUCGGUGUUGAAAAAAAAAAAAAUCAAGCUGUGUUUAUAUGAUUUGUAUAAAAAAACUUUUAAAAGUACUAUUUAAUAAACAUUAUGGUAGAGA